AUGUCAUUCACUCAAGACCGGCCAUCCACUGAUGACUUGCCAUUAUUGGCUUCCGACAGAUCUAGAGAUUCCAGUCUGCCCGCUGGCGUCUUUUGUGCCCAACAAUCUCAUAAUAACUCUGUGCGACUGAAAUCUUCACUCAAAGCCGGCCAUCUAUUGAUGACUUGCCAGUAUUGGCUUCCGACAGAUCUAGUAUUCCCA
Molecule: messenger RNA, 201 nt
Organism: Ambispora gerdemannii
Lineage: Eukaryota; Fungi; Glomeromycota; Glomeromycetes; Archaeosporales; Ambisporaceae
Source: the annotation of a GenBank genome assembly